Phalaenopsis equestris is the source of this 791-nucleotide messenger RNA. Its product is annotated as probable calcium-binding protein CML41. NCBI's taxonomy places the organism in Eukaryota, Viridiplantae, Streptophyta, Magnoliopsida, Asparagales, Orchidaceae. The record is from RefSeq and is a predicted model, not a curated record. The transcript has a single exon. Bases 43 to 597 code for a protein of 184 amino acids. Gene Ontology annotation, molecular function: calcium ion binding.
UUCUAUUUAAAUCAUCGUUUAUGCUCCCCCUGCAUCACCGCAAUGUCUUCCCCAACCAGGAAACCCUCCCCCAAAUCCCCCAAUCCCCGCAAAAAGUUCAAAAUCACUCUCCCACCCUUCCUCCGCCACUCUGCAUCCUCCCCCAAACCAUCCCCCCUUCGCCUCAAAACCAAAACCCAACACCUCCGCCAAAUCUUCCACCUCUUCGACGCCAACCACGACGGAAAACUCUCCGCCGACGAGCUCCGUUCCAUCUUCUCAUCCGACGGCGGAUCGGAGCACUUCAAGCCGGAACAAACCUCCGCAGCGUUGGCGGGGCUCGAUAUCGACGGCGAUGGGCUAAUCGGCUUCAACGACUUCGUUGCGAUGAUGACGGCGGAGGAGGAGAGCGAGGAGGAGCUCCGGCGAGCUUUUGAGGAGUUUGAGGAGGAGAAAGGGUCGGGGAGGAUAUCGCCGGCGGGGUUGCAGAGGGUUUUUAUUCGGCGGCUGGGGGAGGAUCGGACCGUCAAGGAUUGCGAGGCGAUGAUAAAGCCGUUUGAUUUGGAUGGGGAUGGGGGUUUGGAUUUUUGGGAGUUUAAGAUCAUGAUGACCAAGUGAGGGAGAAAAUUUUGUGUACGGAAGAAGUUUGUAGAGCUGUGUAUAUCAAAGAUUAUUCGGAGGGUGUUGGGUGUUAUAUUCACGUUAUACCUUUUUAACAUCUCUAUAACUUACCUAUAAUCCCGCAAUACGCUUUGAAUAAUAUCUGAUGUAUGCAGCUCUACAAAAAUCUUACGUACGUAAAUUUUUCUCCA